Messenger RNA from Hyaloscypha bicolor E, 4680 nucleotides. RefSeq names its product P-loop containing nucleoside triphosphate hydrolase protein. The transcript has 3 exons. Lineage: Eukaryota; Fungi; Ascomycota; Leotiomycetes; Helotiales; Hyaloscyphaceae. The record is from RefSeq and is a predicted model, not a curated record. Gene Ontology annotation, molecular function: nucleic acid binding; ATP binding. Bases 1 to 4680 code for a protein of 1559 amino acids.
AUGGAUCGACGUCUUGAUCCGCAUCUCCAACGCAUUGUUGACAAUGCUGCUGGAAUGAACAACAACAGGGCGCAAGAGGGAGAGUUCACCUACGUUUCCGAGGAGCGACAACCUGUGGAUUGGAGCUACAGGGCUGGACCAGUGCGGCCACCACAAGAACAUACUUCUUUCAAUGAAUUUGGUCAGUUACCCUCAUCUUAUUGUGCAUUAUCUCCUUACAAAUUCUCUACUUCAGACCGAGUUCAGUUAGAUGGCCCAUAUCACACCCACCCACCUCCUUUUACAGGCUCCAACAGGGUCUCGCUCGCCCCUCGAAAUAUAUACAAUCAGCCCGAUCAAGAACCAAGAACGCUUAGCAAUGCCGAUAACCACUUUAGGUUUACACAGAACUUGCGUGAAGGAGCACCCAUGAACCCAGCACUACCGAGGCCAAAUAUGAUGCAGCAGUCAGAACCAACGGCACCUCAGAGAAGCACCUUGUUUUCGCAACGGCACCCCAAUUCUCAGUCUCUGGAUUCAAUAGACCAUCUGGCAAAUGCUAUGUUGAUACAAAAGUCGGUGCCACCAUUGCAGACAGAGCCAGCACCACCCAACUUCUUCCAUCGCCGCCACCCAAGUGGGAUCAACCGGCUUCAGCCUCAGAGACAACAGGUUACUCCACCAUUUAACUUGAGUGGAUUUGUGUAUAGCCCAUCCGCCCAGGUAUCAGAAGUAUCCUCGCCUCCAGCUGCUCAUGGCUCUAGUCCUACCGAGAGAAUCAGCCUUCGUCGUGCUUCGAACCGUAGGGCUGCUCCCUCCACAUAUACACAAGUUGAAGAUCACUUUCUAAAACCAUCAUUCCCUGAGACUCCCCGACGAGGGAAUCAUGUUGCUGAUAGAGGCACACCGCAAACUCUUGCACUUGGACAUGCUCCCCCAAUGGCACACGGGAUCCAACUCAUAUCUCCACACGAUCUCCCCGAUCGAUUCCGUCAAGUCUUUCCCUAUGAGCUCUUCAACGCGGUCCAGUCAAAAUGCUUUGCACCUAUCUAUAGAACCAACGAGAAUGUUGUUGUUUCAGCUCCCACUGGCAGUGGAAAAACUGCCCUUCUUGAACUAGCGAUUUGUAGAGUUGUGGAAGGACACGGCUCGGGAACAUUCAAGAUUGUUUACCAGGCCCCUACAAAGUCUCUAUGUGCUGAGCGUAUGAGAGACUGGCAAAAGAAGUUCAGCCACCUCAACCUUCAGUGUGCGGAGCUGACCGGAGACACGACUCAAGCUGAAAUGGCUCGAGUGAAGGUUGCCUCGAUCAUUGUUACUACACCCGAAAAAUGGGAUAGCAUCACACGCAGAUGGGUAGAUCAUCACAAGCUGUGUCAUCUGGUGAAGCUCUUUCUGAUCGACGAGGUGCACGUCCUGAAGGACAUUCGCGGUGCCACUCUGGAAGCAGUUGUCUCUCGUAUGAAGACGAUGGGAGCUGAUGUCCGCUUUGUAGCUCUCAGUGCUACCGUACCAAAUUCCCACGACAUUGCCAUCUGGCUCGGCAAGGACCACACCAACACACAUCUUCCAGCUCAUCGAGAGACAUUUGGAGAAGAUUUUAGACCUGUCAAAUUGCAGAAACAUGUUUACGGCUACGAAGGCAUGAUGAACGAUUUCGCAUUUGAUAAACUUCUUGAUGGCAAGCUUACGUCGUUGGUCCAGAAGCAUACUCACAAGAAGCCAAUCAUGGUCUUCUGCUUUACACGAAAAUCCGUUGAGGGGACUGCAGCUAUGUUAGCAGAAUGGUGGACACGACAACGGGUGGUAGAUCGAGCUUGGCCAGCACCUGUGCAAACGAUUCGGGUUGGCAGCAAGGAGUUACAACAGCUGGUUGGAUGUGGUGUUGCCUUCCACCACGCUGGCCUUGACCCUCAAGACCGUCAUGCAGUCGAGACCGCCUACCUCAAGGGUGACAUCAGCCUUAUCUGCUGUACUUCCACGCUCGCUAUGGGGGUCAAUCUCCCUUGUCACCUUGUGGUGUUGAAAGGCACUGUUGGAUUUCAAGACGGGCACCUAGCUGAGUAUUCCGAUUUGGAGGUCAUGCAGAUGCUUGGAAGAGCAGGCCGUCCUCAAUUCGAUGACAGUGCAAUUGCAGUAAUCAUGACGCGAUCGGACAAAUCAGAGAAGUACAAGAAAAUGAUUUCAGGCCAGGAUGUCUUGGAGAGUACCCUGCAUCUCAACUUGAUCGAACACUUGAACUCUGAGAUCAGUCUUGGCUCUAUUAAGAAUCUUUACGGAGCAAAACAAUGGAUUUCUGGGACGUUCCUAAACGUACGAAUGAGACAGAAUCCCAAAUAUUACAAGAUUGACGGAACCAACCCCGACGGAGAUGCUGACAAGAGACUGGAAGAGGUCUGCGAGCGAGAUCUCAAACUUCUUCAAGAAUCUAAUCUGGUCACCGAUGCGGAGCGCUUCAGCUGUUCAGAAUAUGGUGAGGCAAUGUCUCGCUAUAUGAUACAGUUUGAUACGAUGAAGUUACUCUUGAGUAUACCACCACAGGCAAAAACUGAGCAGAUUGCAGCUGAAUUCAAAGACCUUCGAAUGAAGCCACAAGAGAGACCCUUUCUGCGAGAAUUCAAUAAGUCUCCUUUUAUUAAAUAUCCAAUCAAGGAGACAGUGUCCACUACCGCGCACAAGAUAUCGUUGAUGAUCCAAACCCAACUUGGGGGCAUUGAUCAUGCAACGGACAAGGACUUUGCGGUGGUCCGCCGACAGUUCCUAACUGACAAAGGCAUCAUAUUUGACCGUGUUCAUCGUCUGAUUCGAUGCGUCAUCGACUGCAAAGCAUUUGACUGCGACGCCGUUUCUACCAGACACGCCCUCGAUCUAGCUCGGAGUCUCGUUGCCGAGUUUUGGGAGAAUUCAAAUCUUCAAUUGAGACAAAUCCCACAAGUCGGUCCUGCGGCGGUCCGAAAGCUUGUAAACAAUGAUAUCAACAGCGUCGAAAAGCUCAUGCAGAAGGAUACUUCAACUAUCGAACGAAUUCUGAGCAAGAAUCCUCCAUAUGGAAGAAAGACGAAGGACAUCCUGAUGGGUUUUCCCAACUUGUCCGUAAGUUCUGAGAUUGUGGGGAGAGCACCCUCAAAGCCAGGCCAAAACCCAAAAUUGAGUGUGAAGGUUGUACUCUCCUACAAAAACGACAAGACUCCGGUCUGGAAGGGCAAGAAGCCUUCGUUGACUUUCAUGGCUGAGACAACUGACGGCAAGCUUGUCCAUUUUUGGCGGUGCAACAUUAUGAAGCUGGAAAAGGGCUGCGAAAUCAAAUUUCACGUCGAGCUAUCAGGCCCCGAUGAGGAGAUCAAAUGUUGGGUAGCCUGUGAGGAGAUAGUAGGCACAAUUCGAUCCUGUGUGCUCAAGCACAACCUUCCUGCGUUCGCUUUCCCAGCACCAGCAACUCGUCUGAAGCCUAAUAACCAACCGUCAACGACCGAAAAGAAGGCUCCUCUUGACGACGCAGACGAGUUUGGAGGAGACGAUCUGAAGGAUGAUGAUAUGUUGGCUGUCAUCGAAAGUAUUGAGCCAGUUGAGCGUGGCUAUGGUUCCGACGAGUUUGAAGACAUUGAUGACCUCGAAAUCCCCAAAUCUACAAAGUCAAAGAAAGGACAAAAGCAGGCGACCUUCGUUCCAUCAGUCCAGAUGGCGAACGGAAAAUGGACCUGCAGCCACGACUGCGCGGAUGGUAAAAUUCUCAAGAAUGGUAAGCAGUGCAAACAUAGGUGUUGUCAUGAAGGGCUCGACAAGCCGAGAAAGGAGAAGAAAACGGGAGGGAACGUCAGUGGCUUCGGUUCUGGUACAACUCAAAAACCCAAGGUCAGUGAAUCCUCCUCGUUUAUUUCAGCAUUAACCCGAGAGCAGACAGAGAAAGUAGCCUCGAAAUUCAAACUUAAGCUCAAGGAUGAGACACUGUCCGACUCAGCAGAUGUUGAGAUAGUUGACUUGGCUCAAGAUCUCGAACCGAACACUUACGCAAAGUUAGCCCCACGAGACUAUCGGAAAUUGCACAACCUUCAUAUGAGCGUUCAAUCCGACAAGCCUAUCAGACUUCCCAAAGAGAAGCCAACAUUCUCCUACGCCAGUGGCAAGGAUCCUGAUCUCCCGUUUCUCCACAAAGGCGAUAACAUCGGGGACACCUUCGGAUCCCCAGAUUCUGAUGACGACGAAUUCCCGUCUCCGUCUGAGAUGGCACAUAUCUCGCUGGAUCGAAACCCAAGUCCGGAUCUAUUCGAGUCUUUCAAUCUCCCGGGGGAGCAUACAGCACCGUCCUCAUUUCCAGACAACUCUCUCGCGAGCUCAGAAGCCGAAAUGCUUGCGCUGGCCGAUACCGCGAUGAUUGACGCGCCAAGCUCUAAAGUCGACUCGAGCUUCGCGAAUGGCGUCUUCGACUUCGACGCUUUCUACAACGAAACUCCAAAGAAGCCGACUAUCUCUUCCCCAACGAAGGACGCUCUCAAGAAUGAACCGAAGUCAACCCCUAUUGUGCAGGAUUCGCUUAAGCGAGAUCGCUCGACAACUCCUGAAUUCCAGCAAGCGAAGCACCGUCGUGUCAUGAAGGACGAACCUAUCUCCCUAGGUACUCAGGCUGCUAUUCCGGAUUGGGUUAGCGAUUUUGACUCGGAUCUGAUCAAUGAAUUGAAAGGCUUUGUUGAUUUUGUUGAUUGA